Molecule: messenger RNA, 1911 nt
Organism: Alternaria conjuncta
Lineage: Eukaryota; Fungi; Ascomycota; Dothideomycetes; Pleosporales; Pleosporaceae
Exons: 2
Coding region: 1-1911 (636 amino acids)
Source: RefSeq, a predicted model, not a curated record
AUGUCGCAUUCAAACACUAGUCCAUCGUCAGAACCGCGCGAACGUUAUUCAUGGAUAUCGCUUCCUGAGAGCGAUACCUUAAGCGGCAUCACGCAGCAUGAACACGCCGAACAGGGCGACGGCGUCGACCGCACUCGCAGGCCUGAAACCCGAGCUCAAGAGCAACGCGAACACACCGAUUCGUCUCCUCAUGCUGCUCAGGAAAACGAGACGCUUCUCUCCAGCCGAGCAUCUACCGCACUCAGUGGAGCAAUCGAUGACCACUCGCUGGAUGAGCCGCAAACAAGGAACUUCGAUGAUACCCAUGAGCGUGAGUGCAACGCCGAGUACCCCAAGUUACUAUGUCCGACAUCUUCUGACGAGCUUAAAGCAAAGUUUCAAGAUCAAAGCCUGCGGACAUCCACAGAAUGGGUGCCAUACACGCUGCGGCGCCCAUACCUGAUCACUCUUAGCCUAGCAUCACUCAUACUCUCGACCGUAUUAGCAGCCCUUAGCUGGCACUCUUAUAAAAACCAUGGACUCGGAGAUGAGGAUGGGUCUACUGGACUACUCAUUGGAUGGAGAUAUACGCCUACUAUCGUCGCCAUUUUCUUCACGCAGGCUGUUGUACAGGUUGCAGAGGAUGUAAAGAGGACUGAAGCAUACGCACGCAUGGCCGGCCCCGAAUCUAUCGAAGCCAAGUUCACCCUAUUCUAUCUGCCCAAGGUCUGGUGGAAAAGCAUCUUUGUAGGUUUCUCUCGAAAGCGGAGCGGCGGCCACCGGAGAUGGAAUCUGGCCUUGUCUUCGCUCGCAGCUGGUAUCAGUGUGCUCAGCAUUUCAACCUUCUCGUCGUCCGUAUUCGUUGCGAAAGAAAUCUUGUAUGAGGAGGAUGUGCAGCUUCAACGGUAUGCCGCUGGCCAGACAAUUGGCGAAGACUUGUCACCCAUUCAGCUUUCACCUCGAAGGGAUACGUAUCUCCGAACUAUAAGUGGAUAUCUCUUCAACGUAUCUACAUCUAUCUGGUCGUCGAAUUCGCAAGUCAUUGUACCUUUUGGAGCAUCAAAUGGCGACAAGCGCCAUGCAACGCUUCCGAACGGUAUAUGGCAAGCAGAUACUGAGGUGUUCCAUCUAAACUACAGUUGCACAUCGAUGGCUCUGGUCGAGAAGGACAUAAUCGAUAUUACCUACAAGUAUACAGACAUCCCGAUAACGUCAUGUCCAAACGACACAUGUACUGUCUCCUCAAAGGGUUUCAAAGUUCGAUCAGAGGAUGGUUGUGAGGUCCAAAUCCAAGGUCCAAUCGCUCAAUGGGAUGCUUUGGGAGCCGAGUUGAACUCCGAUGGCUUCAUUAGCGAUACCUUUACAGAUGAUGGCGGCUUGCUCUGGACCAACAUGUCUUCCAAUUACGUGUCGUGGGAGACACUUAUUCGAGAUUACGGUCAGCCUCCAGCAAUUCGCUCCAUUGGAGAGAAGGUCCUCGAGCAAUGGUCUCGCACGUUCAUUUAUGGUUUCUCCGAUCAAUGCAUUGGGCGUGACCUGCUACUUGUAUCGCCUCAAUGGAUUGUCCGGCCGUCACCUGUCGAUGUGCCCGUGGGUGUAUGGGAGAAAGAAUCAUGGGACAACCUCACGAUACGGGCACAAGUAUGCACUCCGGAAUAUCAUACAGCUAGCCUCCCAGUCUCUGCAUCCAUCGACGGCGCUGAAACUUCCAUGUCCUUCGAUGUAUCAGAGUUUGAGCGACGCAGGCAGCCUGUGUCGAAACAAGCCAUCGAUUUCGACUUAUUGGAUGAUCUCACUUUUCGCAGUGACAGUUGGGACAAGGAAAAGACCACUCAACCUCCAUUCAGAUCCUGCCACCGUUGCUGGAACAUCAUCCCUCCUUGGCAGUACUUCGCUUUCUUCUACCACGUUCAGUACAUUCCUUGGAUAUGA